Molecule: messenger RNA, 2325 nt
Organism: Tachysurus fulvidraco (yellow catfish)
Lineage: Eukaryota; Metazoa; Chordata; Actinopteri; Siluriformes; Bagridae
Product: zinc finger MYM-type protein 1-like
Exons: 3
Coding region: 992-1870 (292 amino acids)
Source: RefSeq, a predicted model, not a curated record
CAGAUAAAAUGGAGAAAAGGACUAGAUUAAAAUGGAGAAAAGGAAAAUGGACAUAAGAUAAUUUUUCAGUGCACCUAAACGCCAAGCAAAGGAGACAGAAAUUUUUGAGGGACAGGUAGAGCAGGGUCAAUCAGAUGUACAGUGUCGGGAGUCAGUCUGUUCUGAGACAGUGAGAGUAGAGGAAGGGGCAGAUUCAGAACCAGGGAGGGAGCCGGAGACAGCAGAACAAAGAGAUGAUAUUGCUAGCACCAGCACAGGGAGCACAGUUUUUCGUUUAGAUCUCAGUGCCUGCACAAAGCCGUACCAGCCACCUCCCCAGUGUAUCGAAAAACAAAUACUUUCAAAUAAGUCAUUGACAUUUCAAGAGAAAUGGUAUCAAGACUUUCCAUGGCUACAUUACAGUCCAUCAGUGAAAGGGGUCUUAUGUUUUUACUGCAGCAAAGGUGUUUCAAACCAGUCCUCUUUAGGCCAUAGACCUGAUACUGCUUUCAUUAGUACAGGCUUUAGAAAUUGGAAGAAAGCCAUCGAAAAAUUUACAUCACACCAGACCUCUCAAGCCCACCAACAUUAUGUGACUGUCACUGCACCUCAGCCAAACCCAAUCAGUGCCCAGUUAUCUAGUGCAUGGCAUAAACAGCAGGAGGUGGCAAGACAUUGCUUGAGGAAAAUUGUUAGCUCCGUGCGGCAUGUGGCAAGGCAAGGACAAUCUUUAAAGAGGCCAUACUGAAGAAAGUGGGAAUCUGUAUCAGCUCAUAAAACUUAGGGCAGAAGAGGAUGAUCCAGUUUUAUUGAAAUGGUUAACAGAUCGUGCCACUGCAUAUGUAAGCCCUAAAUCUCAGAAUGAAAUACUGAACAUUAUGGUCAAUACAAUAAUCCGAGGGAUUGCAAGUGAGAUAAGGUCUCCAGCCCUUGUUCAGUUUUCUGUAAUAGUUGAUGACACCCAGGAUAUUUCUGGUAUUGAGCAGGAAAGUGUCUGUCUGCGCAUGACCUUAUGCCACACGAGGAGUUUAUUGGGUUGUACAGCUUAUCAGAGACAACAGGCCAAGGCAUUGCCAAAAUGGUUACUGAUGUGUUGUUGAGGCUUAAUCUGCCAAUGGCUGCUUUACGUGGGCAAAGUUAUGAUGGUGGCUCCAACAUGGCAGGAAAGUACAGUGGUGCACAGGCAGUAGUGAGGGACCAGCAGCCAUUAGCCCUCCAUGUGCAUUGUGGGGCACAUUGUGUCAAUUUCAUCAUACAGGCUGGCUGCUCGGUCUCCCCAAUGAUCCGGGACUGCCUUUCUUUGGUUCAGUUAGACAUCCUUUUCAACCAGUCAGGAAAAUUUAAGAGAAUCUUUGCAAACAUAGUUACCUCUGAAAAUGAACCCAUCACCACACUGAAACCUCUAUGUCCAACCAGGUGGACUGUGCGUAAUUCUGCUAUAAUAGCUGUGCUAGGGCAGUAUGAGCGGGUCCUUGUUAGUCUAGAAGAGAUGGCAAAAAGUGCAUCUAGGACAGCUUCAACUGCCAGUAGCUUAUUUGAGCACUUUAGUAAAGGUAAGACUGUGUUGGGUCUUACACUUGCUUCUGCUGUUGUUGGAGAACUUGAGUGUCUAAACAUUUCACUGCAAAAGAAGACCCAGACUGUCUCUGGUAUGCAGGAUGCAGUAGAUUGUGUACGAUCCUACCUGCAGGGAAAGAGAAAUGACAAGAGCUAUCUUGAAUUGUUCGAGAAAGCUACAUCAUUGGUAAACUCCAUCGAAUUAGUUGACCCUAUUGAGACAGCAAAUUCAAGGCGUUUUUCUGGCAAAGCAGUGGACCAUUACAGGGCAGAGUUCUUCAAAGUAUUGGAUUGUGUGGAGGUUCAGUUUGGUGAGCAGAGAAUGUGCUUUUGACUGGAUUGUUAACUGAUUCAGUAGAUAAUUACCCCGAGUUGCACAGAGGUACUCUUGCAGUACAGUUGCCUCUCUUUCACCAGAAAUUCUCCUGUAGCAGCAGUAGAGAGGCAGCAGAGGUCGUAAGGGGAAUGCCAGUGGAGGUGCGUGGGUUGUUUGACCAAGUUGAGGUCCUUGUCAGAAUUUUGUUGGUGGUUCCAGUGUCUUCAUGUGAAGCUGAGAGGAGCUUCAGUGCAUUGCGGAGACUAAAGACGUGGCUAAGGGCUACUAUGGGCCAAGACAGACUUAACAGUUUGGUAGUCUGCAAUGUGCACAAAGACAAGCUCGACAACCUUAACAUAAACAACAUAUGCCAAGAGUUUGUGGGGCCCAGUGAUACCAGGAAAUACAAAUUUGGUACUUUUGUUUAGUGUCCAUUCAUUAAUGCAAGUUUGCUUUAAAUUGCAGAUGUUUUU